CAUUGGAUUUAAAAAUGGCGUUCAAAAUAGCGACGUUAAAAUUCAAUAUUCAUAAAUGGUCUAGUUACUCUUAUAACUAUAUUCCAGAAAAUAUAUAUGUUGACAAACCAGCUGAUCAAUCUUCCAGAUGGUCAUCAGAUUCUAAUCAUCCUCCACAGUUUCUGUUACUGAAGCUGGAACAGGCAGCAAUUGUAGAUUCAAUAACAUUUGGGAAAUAUGAAAAGACCCAUGUAUGUAACCUGAUAAAAAGUUUAAAGUGUUAUGGUGGCCUAAUGAACGAUCAUAUGAUAGAAUUAUUAGAGAGUGGAUUGAAGAAUGACCAUAUACCAGAAACAUUUCCCCUGAAGAAUGAAAUAGACAGUAAUCAUUUUCCAUGUAGAUAUAUAAAAAUAGUGCCACUUCAGACUUGGGGUCCAAGUUUUAAUUUUAGCAUAUGGCAUGUUCAACUGAAUGGUAUAGAUGAUCCAGAUGUUGUUAAACCUUGUAUGAACUGGUACAAUACAUAUAGAGAAAAAGAAGCAAUUAGAUUAUGCCUGAAACAUUUUCGUCAGCGACAGUAUGUUGAAGCAUAUGAGGCGUUACAGAAGAAGACACGGGUAGAUCUUGAACACCCAAUCCUAACAGAGCUUCAUGGUCUGCUGGUUACACAGGGAAAUUACGAUGCCUGUGAAGAUCUCAUAACUAAAGCAUGUGAAGAGGGUUUGUUUGAGCAGUACAUUAGUGACCAGGAUUACAAACCAAAAUGGACAGCAAUUGAACCUGUAAGUUCAGGGUCAGAGAGUACAGAUUGUCGUCCAGGUAUGAGAGGUGGACAUCAGAUGGCCCUUGACAUUCACACAGAGAGUUUAUAUUUAUAUGGUGGCUGGGACGGCAACCAGGACCUGGCUGAUUUAUGGUGCUAUAAUUCUCUAAACAGACAAUGGACGUGUUUGUCUCGGAAUGCAGCUGAGGAGAGUGGACCCUCUGCUAGAUCGUGUCAUAAAAUGUGCCUUGACUAUGAAAGAAAACAAAUUUUUACUCUUGGUAGAUAUCUAGACUCGUCAAUGAGAACAGAGGCCAAUUUAAAGAGUGAUUUUUACAUGUAUGAUAUAGAAAACAAUAAGUGGAUGUUAAUUACAGAAGACACAUCUGCAAUGGGAGGGCCUAAGCUUAUCUUUGAUCAUCAAAUGGUUAUAGAUAUAAAAGAGCAAACACUUUAUGUAUUUGGUGGUAGAGUUUUAACCUGUACAACAGAAGGGGAGAGAAAUGUUACUCCACAGUUCAGUGGAUUAUUUUCAUACCAUAUACCAACAAACACGUGGACUAAAUUACGAGAUGACUGUACAGAAUUGAGGUCCAGAAUAGGCCACUCUAUGUUGUUUCAUCCUAAAAAGCGUGCAUUGUUUAUCUUUGCUGGUCAAAGGUCAAAGGAAUAUUUAAAUGAUUUUCUAAUGUAUCAUGUGGAUGAUAGUAGUGUUGAGAUUAUCUCGGACGGAACAAAGAAAGAUGUCAGUGUAACGGGUAGACCUGAUAAUCCAGGCUAUCAACAUAUAAGAAAUUUCCUCAAAGAUCCUAGCAAAAAAUCAGUUCCUGCUGCUGGGUUUACACAAAGAGCAACACUAGAUCCUGACACAGAUGAGAUACAUGUACUCUCUGGUCUAAGUAAAGACAAAGAUAAAAGAGAUAAUGUGAAAAAUUCAUUUUGGGUGUAUGAUAUAAAUAAAUGUAAAUGGUCCUGUAUAUAUAAGAAUGAGAAUACUGGACAGCAGUACUGGACCAAGAUGCAGCAUGUAGAACCUGUUCCAAGGUUUGCCCAUCAACUUGUAUAUGAUCAUGUCAGAAAGGUGCAUUAUUUAUUUGGGGGCAAUCCAGGAAAGGAAAGUCUACCUAAAAUGAGAUUAGAUGAUUUUUGGUGCUUACAGUUAUGCCGGCCAUCUCCUGUAAACUUAUUGCGGCGAUGUAAAUAUUUAAUGAGGAAAUACAGAUUUCAAGAAUUAUCAAGCCAGGACCAGCAGAAGGCCAUGUUAUAUUUACAGCGAGAUCUGGCAGCUGUAAUAGACCAUAAUAGUGAAGCUGAAACACAAGAGUUUCAUUUGCUUGCUUCCACAUUGUUUUCGAGUGGUCUAGAGGAUGAAGAAAUGUAUGAUAGCCAAAGUUCUUUCAGUGAAUCAAAUACAUCAGAAUCUUACCAUAAAAGGACAGAAUUGUUUGAUCUACUCGUAGAAUUCUUCCCUGAAAACAUGACUCAACCCAAAGGUAACCUUGUCGAUUUAAUACCACUGUGUUGAUGACAUUGGAGGCAGUUUGGAGAAUUCACCCCAUAUUGGGGGCUAUCUUUUGCUGUUUCUUGUAACACACAAGACUUUCUGUUCAGAAAUUGGUGAACGGUGGUGGAUAUUGGUGAUGAAAUUUGUGAACUGUUCAGAAUACGAAGAUGAUUAACAGAUUAAUUAACUUAUAAAGUGGAUAAUUCAGAUGAUCUAGGAAAUAUGAAGAUUUUAAUGAUUGAGGCAUGAAUUGUAUUUAAAUUUUUAUCACUGCAAAAUGAAUACUACAAUCUUGAAAUAAAAGGAUUUGAUGAAAUAUAUAUUUACUUGUGACAGUUGAGAAUAGUGACGUUUUCCGAUAACUUUGAAACAAAUUAUUUGAAACAUUGAUGAUUUGGAUUGUGAGGUAAUGAAUUGUGAAAAGUAUUAUUUGUGAAUAAUGGGCAUUUUUUAAAAAGUGAAGUUUUGAAUGCCUUAUUUGAUGAAUACAUGAAAAUGAAAAAGUGUUUUCUUAAAUUUUGACACUGGACAAAAACAUCUGAGAAGGCAGGGCACCUUCUGACAUAAUGAUAAGUUAUUAUCCCCCACGGAAAGGUGACGGGGGAUAUAGAACUUGUAGAAAUAGCCUUCGUCCGUCCUUCCAUCCGACAUUUUUGUCCGGAGCAUAUCUCAAAAGUAUUUGAGGUAUCAACUUGAAACUUCAUAGGUGGAUAAAGCUCAUUGAGGAGGAGUGCAGUGCACAAUAAUAAUAACUCUACCCUGCAUAAUUUUUUAGUUAUUGCCCUUUGUUAUUUUUCAUACUUAAUUUUUCACCUGAAUGGAGCAUAACUCAAAAAGUGUUUGAGAUGUCAACAUGAAACGUCAUAGGUGGAUAGAUCAUAUUGAGGAGGAAUGCUGUGCGCAAGAAUGAUAACCCUUCCCUAUAUAAUUUUUUAGUAAUUGCCCUUUGUUCUUUUUCAUACUUUUUGUUCGGACCUUAUCUCAAAGUGUUAGAGGUAUCAACUUGAGACUUCAUAGGUGGAUAGAUCUUAUUGAGGAAGGAUGCAGCACACAAGUAUGAUAACCUACCUUUCAUUAUUUUUCAGUUAUUGCCCUUUGUUAUUUUCAGCCAUCAGUAUUCACAUAGGUUUCAAAUCUGUGAUCACUUCAGCCAUCAGUUUUCAUUACCAAAAGACCUCUUAAAAUUGAAUUAUUCUGCUGUACGACAUAUACAUUCUUACAAUGAGCAAACACAUUCGGCGGGUGAUGGCCAUGUUGACAUGGCUCUUGUUUUAAUGGUGAUUUUUUCUUUGGCUUUUAUCAGAAGCUAUCAGAAGGAAUGUAUAAGAAUGCAUUUUUUU
Messenger RNA from Ruditapes philippinarum (Manila clam), 3586 nucleotides. RefSeq names its product muskelin-like. Bases 15 to 2267 code for a protein of 750 amino acids. Gene Ontology annotation, cellular component: cytoplasm. The transcript has 20 exons. The record is from RefSeq and is a predicted model, not a curated record. NCBI's taxonomy places the organism in Eukaryota, Metazoa, Mollusca, Bivalvia, Venerida, Veneridae. Gene Ontology annotation, molecular function: protein binding.